CGUACCAUUGACACUGAAGACGUCCUAAGCAUAUAAAACAGGACCAGAGUGUGCAAGACAAGACAGACUGGAAAAUAGAGAGGAGGUGAUAGGCACACAUAACUUUGGAUUAUCAUGUCUUUCAUCGGCCAAGCCGAAAUCUUGGCAAAUAUCUGUCUUCACUUUCCACCGACGAUAUUCCAUCAAAUAUUCUUGUUUGUAUUUUUCUUUUCCACAGUUUGGUUGGAAGAAGGUCUCUUCUUGCCAGUCAUACGCGGCAGACCAUCAAUAGUGAACUCUACCUGAGCUUCCUGCUGCCAAUUCAUCCAACAGCUUCCUCUGCUGCCAGGGACGUCUUUCAACAAGAUGCCCCCAAAGGUAGUCUCCCAGCCCGACACGUCACUGUUUCCUUCUUAGGAGAUGCCAGAGCCGGUAAGACAAGUCUGGAAAAACACCUGCUUGAUAAGUCCUUUGAUUCCGUUGAAGAACCGACUAAAGGACUAGAAUUUGAUGUGGUACAGACAGAUGUAACGGAGAUCAACGAAGCUUGGCAAACAGUACCUGAAAGGCCUUACAGUACAUAUGACACUGGGCGAGCCCAGUAUGUUGGCAAAGAAAUUUUGGAAGAAGCUGUACCCCUGGCCAAUCAGCUGUCCAACUUAGCACUGACCUUAGUGGUCAUAACCAUGCUUACGGUGCCAGUCGGUUUUCAACUGGGAUUUGGUGUUGUCCUUUUAUUAACGAUGGGGAUUUUCAAAAUGUUCUGUCAGAGCUACAACGCUGCCAUGUAUAGUCUCAUCAUAACUGUCGGACACGCCUUUGUAAACUUCUUGAUAAGAGAUGGAGGGUUACUGAAUAUCUUCUCGGCAUUUGGUAACGAACAGUCGACAGCGUAUCCUCACCUUCAGUACGUUAUGUUUGUUCUGACUAUGAUCCUGAUCGCAUUUGGUGUUUGGUGUUUAGUGUUGCCAAACCAUCCGGGUGGAAUGCCGUGUUUGGCCCUGGCCUUCUCCUUAAUGAGCUCACCUGCUCAGCUACAUUCUGACAACUUCCCUUCAACUCUAAUCUUGGCUCAAACUGGACCUAUAUGUCUUCUGGUUGCCGCUGCUUUUUGUGGCGCCGUGGCGUCAUUUCUUAGGUCUUUGGCACCGACAUCACUAAUACUACUACUUACAGCUUGGUAUCUAACAGAAUUUGCUGUCAGUUCCAAAGAAACGUUAGAGUACGAGCUGAGUCUGAUUACUGGAUUUAUUUUAGGAGCAAUGCUUGAAGUGACAGGCCGUACCAUGAUAAGACUAUGCAGCUCUUCUCGACGUGUUCUUCAAUUGCAGAUUUUUAUGGGCCCGAUAGGUUUUCUCUAUGGUAUUGGAUUGUGCUGGUUAUUCGGCUGGCAAAUGGUUUUGCCAUCGACAUGGAAAGAUGCUUAUCAUAUAGUGCCGAACAUUAUCGCCAUAUUCAUUAUUGUACAGGUAGAAAGGCAAAGAGUGUAUUGGGCGUCUCUAGAACUACAAGGCUACCCCGCCCUUCUUGUUAGUAGGAGCAUCAAAACCUUAAAGGAAGAAAAGGAUUUUCCUCUUAGGUUUACCCUGAUUGACUUUGCCGGAGAUGCUGUCUAUCACUGCACACACCAUCUGUUUCUAUCCAGUCUCGCAAUUCACCUGAUUGCUUUCAACAUGGAAAGACUAGAAAAGGAGCCCGAAUAUAUAAGGCGCAUUUGCUACUGGGUUCAGUCUGUAGUAGUUCACUUGAAAAACCCCGAUCCCCACAUCUUCAUUGUUGGAACACACUCAAAAUGUUUGCCUGCAGAUAGGGUUAAUUUCCUAUCGCAGACUGUUAGCAAGGCGUUGCUUAGCAAUGAGAAAUUUACUCAGUUCAUUGUGGGAAAACCAGGUAGCCAAAACGAUGUUGUGUUCUGUGUGGAAAACUCCAUACCCAUUCGAAAAGAUGCACAGGCCCUUCUCCUUCGAAAAACCAUUAUGGAAGUCGCUUCUUCGUCAUUCCAAGCAAAGAGACAAGUUCCUAUCAAGUGGCUCAAAGUCAGUGAUUUCGUUAGUAAGUUCAAAUCCAGUUCUAUAGACACGUGUCUCCUGGACAAACGUACCUUGCUUGAAAAGCUGAGACAGGAAGGUAUUAUUGAGGCUGAAGAUGUAUAUGAAGCAGAAGAGUUUGAGGAGAUGAUUAGGUUCUACGACGAAAUCGGAGAGAUCAAGGUCAUGGAUGAUGUUGUAGUCUUGAAUCUGCAAGCUUUGGUACAGCUUGUUGUAGAGCUUGUGGAGCUUAAUUGUGAUGGUCAUGAGCUUGGAAUCGUUCAUGUCAGUUCUUUGCGCAGAGUAUGGAAGCACUUAACAGCAGAGAGUUUCCUUUCCACCAUUACGUUAUUCGAGAGAUAUGACAUUCUCUGUCCGAUCUCACAAGAGCAGUAUCUCGUGCCCUUGCUCAUUGAGACGGUAACUAAGAAAGGCAAGCAAGAGGUCGAGGAGACAGAUCAUGGUGCUUCAGCAUUCUGGGACCCAGCAGAUUCAGACACGGUGCUCUACUUCAAGUUCUACAGGUUCUACCCCGAAGCCAUUUUCCUCCGUCUGCUUGCCCGAUGUCUGUCAAUAUCACAGAAAACUCACGACCUUGGUCGCGAUGCUGACCGCGAUGUCUACAGAAACAUGGGCAGAUUCUACCAGGGACAUGAUUUCUACUACAAAGUAGAGCUUUUGUGUCAAUCUGUCGAUCAGAACAGAUCCGGGACACUGUCAAGUGCGCUCCAGGGCAGAGGUCCUCAUUCUCUACUUCCCAGACUUCACAAGGACUUACAGCAGAUCCGAGACAGGGACUUCCCUUACCUGAACUACACAGUGGGGCUUCCAUGCUCAGUGUGCCGUACAACCACGAGGGAGAGAGAGACCGUCCUCCUCCACACAUCCUGAGGAUAGCAGGACAUGACGAAGAGCUCCCACUACCCGGAGAGAAAGUUACUCUGAUGUGCCGAGGAAAAGCCUUUGAGUUAGACCUGGGAAAACAACACCCGUCUUUGGACGUUGCCCAACCGGCGAAGAUUGAAGAGGGCAGCAAAACAUUUGCACAAGAAGGCAAGUUGGUAUUUUGUACUUCAGCGUUUUUGUGCUGUCAUGAAACAACCCAUAUAGUGCAUUACAAGAAACUACAUGUAAACUCAAGAUAAAGAAAUUGUCCUUCUAAACAGGCGUUAGAGCUCUGUUGGACCCCAGCACCACCCAGCAACUGUCCAUCCUCCUGGACCCUCCCGCACCCAUCUUUGGGAACAACUGGAGGGCGCUGGCUGACGAACUGGGGCUGUGCUUCCAGGACAUCUGCUACAUCGAGACCAAGCGCAACCCGACAGAGAUGGUUCUAGAAAUGUAUGGUAAGAAUACACCAACAGCUAACACAGACCACGUCCACAGGGCUUUGUUAGACAUAGACAGACUGGAUGCCGCUGAACUGUUUCAAACUACUAGUGUCGAAUCGCAAGAAACAGCUCAAUGAACAGAUCAAAUUGAAAAUCAAAAGAUAGUUGGUUAACUGGACUGCAUGUCCAAUUGCUCUUAUUUCCUGUGUACAUUCUGUAAUACUAUUACGUACUAUAGU
Molecule: messenger RNA, 3576 nt
Organism: Branchiostoma floridae (Florida lancelet)
Lineage: Eukaryota; Metazoa; Chordata; Leptocardii; Amphioxiformes; Branchiostomatidae
Product: probable serine/threonine-protein kinase pats1
Exons: 2
Coding region: 666-2897 (743 amino acids)
Biological process (GO): non-canonical NF-kappaB signal transduction; inflammatory response; regulation of DNA-templated transcription
Cellular component (GO): cytoplasm
Molecular function (GO): DNA-binding transcription factor activity
Source: RefSeq, a predicted model, not a curated record